GAGCUUUAUCAGUGGCAGUCUCCCCCUGUCGUCAUAACAGCAUAGUACGGCUCUGACACUACCUCCACUCAAUACCGAGAGAGAGGGGCACAAUAAACAGAAGACAUCUGUGUCUGACAUCGAGGCAGCGAAGACCGUAAUUUAAACCGCGCGUCUUCGCUCCCCAGCUAGAAACCCUCCUCACCCCAUGAACGGUGCCGGCGACACGGGGUUUAACGUCCUCUAAAGACGGUGACAGGGCGAGGAGGGAACGUUGCCUUCCGGGGGAUUCAGCGAAGCAGCAGCUGAAGCAGGGUUGAUUUGGUUUUGACCACUGGAGGACCCACCACUAACUAGCUGGAUCUGAGGGACUCCAGACAGAACAGAGACCACACACCUCCGACUACCUAACAUCAGAACCAAGAAGUCCACAAUCAGCAAACAACAGCAACAGCGCCAUGCAUACCUCCAUCGCCUUCCUCCUCCCCUUCUUCCUCCUCUCUCUCCUCGCCUCCUCUUCUUCUUCCCAGAGUGACUCUCCGGAACUCGUCGUCGCCACGCGGGCAGGACGUGUCCGCGGCGUCCGCCUACCGACGCCGGACCGGAGUCACGUGACCGCUUUCCUCGGAAUCCCAUUCGCGGAGCCCCCACUGGGCAAGAAGCGCUUCAGAAAGGCGGAGCCCAAGAAGCCAUGGUCGGACUUGUUCGAAGCUAGCUCCUACCCCAACGCCUGCUACCAGUUCGUUGACACCUCUUUCCCCGGGUUCCAGGGAAGCGAGAUGUGGAACCCCAACAGGGAGAUGAGCGAGGACUGCCUCUACCUCAAUAUCUGGGUCCCCACCUCCGCCAGACCUCACAACCUCACCGUGAUGGUAUGGAUCUACGGAGGAGGGUUCUACAGCGGAUCAUCGUCCCUGGACGUGUACGACGGGCGCUACUUGGCUCACUCGGAGAAGGUGGUGGUGGUUUCCAUGAACUACCGCAUCGGGGCCUUUGGGUUCCUGGCUCUCCACGGCUCCUCAGAGGCCCCUGGGAACGUGGGGCUCUUAGACCAACGCAUGGCCCUCCAGUGGGUCCAGGAUAACAUACACUUCUUCGGGGGCAACCCCAAACAGGUGACCAUCUUUGGGGAGAGUGCUGGAGCAGUCUCUGUUGGGAUGCACCUCCUGUCUCCCGACAGUCGACCCACCUUCACCCGAGCCAUCCUCCAGAGUGGAGCCCCCAACUGCCCCUGGGCCACUGUUACGCCAGCUGAAGCCCACCGUAGGGCCGUCAUGUUGGGGAAGCUCGUCGGGUGCCCCUCGGGGGGUAACGAUACGGAGCUGGUGGACUGUCUUCGCAACAAGCCCCCGCAGGAGCUCAUUGACCAGGAGUGGCAGGUCAUGCCGUGGUCUGCCAUCUUCCGUUUCUCCUUUGUGCCCGUCAUCGACGGCGUGGUCCUUCCAGACAACCCCGAGGCCAUGCUCAGCUCAGGCAACUUCAAGGACACCCAAAUCCUGCUGGGGGUCAACCAGGAUGAGGGGUCCUUCUUCCUCCUCUAUGGAGCCCCUGGCUUCAGCAAGGACAAUGAGUCACUGAUCUCGCGCGAGGACUUCCUGGAAAGCGUGAAACUGAGCGUUCCGCAUGCCAAUGAGAUCGGCCAGGAGGCUGUGGUUCUGCAGUAUACGGACUGGUUCGAUGAGAACAACGGGGUAAAGAACCGUGAUGCCCUGGACGAUGUGGUCGGAGACCAUAAUGUCAUCUGCCCCCUGCAGCACUUCGCCAGGAGCUAUGCCCAGUUUCACUCUAACCAGGGUGCCAACAAUGGGCAACCAGCGGGCAACGCAGGGGCCACGGCGAAGGAUGGGAACUCACAAGGUGGAGUGUACCUGUACCUGUUUGACCACCGUGCGUCUAACCUGGCGUGGCCUGAGUGGAUGGGCGUUAUCCAUGGUUACGAGAUAGAGUUUGUGUUCGGCAUGCCGCUUGAGAAGAGACUGAACUACACAGCCGAGGAGGAGAAACUGAGCCGACGCAUGAUGAGAUACUGGGCCAACUUCGCACGCACCGGUAACCCCAAUAUCAACUUUGAUGGCAGUGUGGAUAGCAGGCGGAAGUGGCCCCAGUUCACCAACAGUGAACAAAAACACGUGGGUCUGAACACGGAAUCCAUGAAGAUCCACAAGGGCCUGCGGAAUCAGCUGUGUGCAUUCUGGAACCGCUUCCUGCCACGCCUCCUCAACAUCACCGAUAACAUAGAUGAGGCGGAGCGUCAGUGGAAGGUGGAGUUCCAUCGCUGGUCCUCCUACAUGAUGCACUGGAAGAGCCAGUUCGACCAUUACAGCAAGCAGGAGCGCUGCACUGACCUCUGAGGAGAGAGAGAAAGAGAUGAUGAAGACCUUGUCCUUCCAUAGUUUCCUACAUUUCUUCAUGUGAUAUGAUUUGUUAAGGCUUUGCAGUUUAACUCAACGAAGGCCAAACAGUGGAUUCCUUUCCCCCACAAAAUCACAUUUAAUGUGUCACAAAUCAUACUUUCUGUGUGUUUUUUGUUUUUCCAUUGCAGAUGUUUGGCUGCCUAAAACACGUCCAUAAGCUGACAAUUUAUCAGCGUCAAAUUUAUUAUGGAAGGAGGUGGUCAUUGACAAAGGCUGUGAAACGGUGAACAUUUCAAAGGUGUGUCAUUACAGUACCUCUGAAGACUGUGUGUAUGUGUGUGUGCGUGUAUGCAUGCAUCCGUGGGCAUGUGUGUGUGUGUGUGUGUGUGUGUGUGUGUGUGUGUGUGCGCGGAAGUGUGGUACGACUAUAACCUCUGUGUUCCACAUCACUCUUAUUUUUUUUUUUUUUUUACUUCACUUUAUUAUUUUCCAGUUGAUACAAAUCUCGCUAUCUGCUUAUUUUUAAUGAUCUUUAUUUAAAACAGCUAUUAUGACCACUGUUCCACUGUCUAACCAUGUAUCCGUUCACUUGGCGUUCGUCUAUCUCUUAUAUCUGUCCCCCCGUUCUUCUAUCCUUCUUUCUUUCUCUCUGACUGUAUUAGGUGAUCUGUUGUUGUAUCUGUGUCGUGUCUUCUCCCGUGUCUCAAAUGACACCCUAUUCCCUAUAUGGUGCACUACUAAGCUCUGGUUGAAAGUAGUGCACUCCAUGUGGAAAAGAGGUGGGAUUCAGAAAUACAAUCUGUGUCUGUGUAGCGUCUUCUUUUGCAUCUCAAAUGUACACCCUAUUCCCUACAUAAUGCACGACUAAACUCUGGUCGAAAGUAGUACAUGGAAUAGGGUGUGAUUUGGGAUGUAGUCUGGGUGGGUCCAAACCUAAAACCUCUGAUCAAUUAUUAUAGGAAUCUGGAGCCAUGUAAAUCGCUGUGUGCUGGGUUAGAAAAUAACUACACUGAAAAAAAAACACAGUUAAGACUGUGUGUGUGUGUGUGUGUGUGUGUGUGUGUGUGUGUGUGUGUGUGUGUGUGUGUGUGUGUGUGUGUGUGUGUGUGUGUGUGUGUGUGUGUGUGUGUGUUACACUACAUGGAUAUAAACAGACAAGUGCAUACAAAGUUCAUACACACACACUGUCACUCUCUUACACACCAAAACACACACACACACACACACAGAGUGGAUUGAGAAACGUGCACGGAGGACCAGUACUCACAAGUUCAGCGUUCAACAAGAUAGACAUGUAGUCAUGUUAUAUGUCACACGUCUAUCUUGUUCAUCGCUGAACUUCAUCGCUGAACUCCGUGCACGUUUCUCAAUCCACUCUGUGUGUUUCGGUGUGUGUGUGUGUGUGUGUUUCGGUGUGUGCGAGAGCGAUAGUGUUUGUAUGCACUUGUCGGUAUAUAUCCACAUACCUCUGUCAAUCACCUAUAUGUAGCCGAGCACUUGUGAAUGUCAGUCACACCCACUGUUGUUUGUUCUAGCGUCAGAAUGCAGUAAAGUAUUAUAUUUUGUGGGCGUGAGGGUGUGUGUGCAUACUACUAAUAUUGUCUCCGUGCCAACGGGUCGAUGUGUCUCGCUCCCCUCCAUCUCUCUCUUUUGUCCUAUCCAUCUCUCUCCCGUCUCAACCCCCCCCUCUCCAUCUCUCCAUGUCCCCAGAGGACGAACGGUUCUCGUUAGUCUAAUGGAGACUGAAGUAAUUCACUCAGUGUGUGCCUGUUGGUGUGUGUGUGUGUGUGUGUGUGUGUGUGUGUGUGUGUGUGUGUGUGUGUGUGUGUUGUGUGUGUGUGUGUGUGUGUGUGUGUGUGUGUGUGUGUGUGUGUGUGUGUGUGUGUGUGUGUGUGUGUGUGUGUGUGUGUGUGUGUGUAAUUCAGUGCUCCAGUGAAACGACAGGAUGCUGCGUCAGCCAUUCGCUGGCUAUGAGACAGACAGGCCCUGGGCUGGGCUGUACUGCACUGCUGCAGUGGCUGGGGCUGAUGGAGAGAGGGAGGAGGGUGAGAGAGGGGCGAGAGAUGGAGAGCAUGGGUAGGAGAGAUGAGAGAUGGAGGGGAAUGAGAGAUGGAGCAAGGGUGAGUGGGAAAUGGAGAGAGAGAGGGUAAAGAUAAAAAGAGAGGGGAAGAUGGAGGGAAAAAGAAAACAGGGUUACGUACUCCACUCUUGUCUAUACUAAGGUUAUUUAUCAUUAAUGUGACAUAUACGUACUAUAUGUGUGGGUUUUUGUUACUCUUUUUCAGUAUUUUAUUUUGCAGUUGCAUUCUUCAGGUUUAAACCAACUACAGAUGUCAGAGUGUAAGAGACUGACUGUACGGAGUGUUUAACGAUCACUUCCGUAUCUGUUGAGAUUGUUCUGAGUUUGGCUGCUCUCGCCGGGACUUUGACAUGAUAAAUCCGUCCGUCUGUCUGUCUUUGUGUGUUCUCCGUAUGUGUGUCUAAUUGUCUGUCACUGUGAGUCUACCUUUUGUUUGUUUGUUUGUCCAUCUGUGUCCACCUCUGUCUCUCUGCUUGUGUUUGUCUACUUGUCUGUGUGUCCAUCCGCCCGUCUCUAUACAGUUUUUGCAUGAUGUCAUACUUUUGUGAUGUCAUAUGUGUAAUGUCAUAUUUAUUUGAACUUGCGUUUGUUGACAUUGUGGAAGGGAUCAGCCUUGUGAUUGGUCAGUGGGUCUUUCAUCGAAUCAUUAUGAGUGGUGUAUUCACCGGCAUGUACAACUCCUAUUUAACGACUGGAGUAGAGUAGUCUAGCUUUAAAAAAAUACAUAUAUAAAAUAAAAAAGUCAAAGACUAUCUGUAAUUAUUUAGAUACUGGCUGACUCCCAAAUGGCACCCUAUUCCCUACAUAGUGCGUUACUUUUGAUCAGGGCCCAAAGGGCUCUGGUCAAAAGUUGUGCACUAUAUAGGGAAUGGGUUGGCAUUUGGGACGCAUCCACUUUGUUUGACUGAACAGAAUGCAUGUGUGUAUGUAUGGACUGGCUGCGUGAGUGUUCCGAUGAUGGCUGAGUGACAGCUGCUCAAGCACCUCUUUUCCAAUAAGAGGGCCUGCUUACCCUUGCUCCCCCAAUGAUAUCCCUUCAUGCAUGUCCAGAGCAACAACCCCCCCUCUCUGUAUCCUACUCCAAAUUUAUGAGUUAUUUUCCGUAACAAUAUAAUACCCCUGAUGUCCUGAUAUGUAUUUGGAUUAUUAUUACAAUUAUUAUAGCUUUGAAAUUACAGUUGAUGUUAGCAAUAAUAUAACACAUUGAUAACUAAAUAUAUGACAUUUAUUGUAUGAUGAUGAUGAUUAUGACGAUGAUGAUGAAGAUUGACAAAGCAAUAUAAUAUAUAUAGAGUGCCAUAUUUUUAUUUGAAUUGUUAUAUUAUUUUUCCUUUUUCCUUUUUCAAUCCAACAGUGUUACUACAGUACUACUACAGUAUAUCGAGUAUAUACAGUAUUAUGGGUAUAUACAGCAUAGUAUCUACUGUAUAUAGUAUAUAUAUACAGUUUAUACUAGUAACACUACUGUACUAUUACAGUACUACUACUUCUGCAUCAUUUGUUACAGUCGCUAGUACUUUAAAUAAUACAUUAGAAUGGCCUUUGUAGAAGUAUGUAUUCAUGAAUGCCAGCUUGUUGUUUGUCAAAUUGCAACAAAAUAAAGACACCUUGCUUGCUUACCUCUAA
Molecule: messenger RNA, 6039 nt
Organism: Oncorhynchus tshawytscha (Chinook salmon)
Lineage: Eukaryota; Metazoa; Chordata; Actinopteri; Salmoniformes; Salmonidae
Gene: ache
Product: acetylcholinesterase
Exons: 11
Coding region: 438-2330 (630 amino acids)
Biological process (GO): acetylcholine catabolic process; choline metabolic process
Cellular component (GO): plasma membrane
Molecular function (GO): acetylcholinesterase activity
Source: RefSeq, a predicted model, not a curated record